GGUCACACUGCGCCAAAAGCGAACGCAAAACUAAAAACAUUUACGAGAAAUUGCAAAUAUUUUGUUGCGUGUCCAAGCGAUGUCUGCGCUCUUUCGCCUAACCAGCCGUGCCAUAGCGCUGCAGCGUUCCGCAGCGCUCAACCAGGCGGCCACGCUGCGAUUCUCCCGCAGCAUCAAAACAUCACCCAAAAAGGAUGAAACUGUCGCAGCGCCAGCCAGCGUUACGACCGAGGACUUUGCCAAUCCCAGCCCGAAGAACUGGAUGAGCUACGGCUUUGACUAUAAGUCCGAAACGGAGGAUCGCAAAGCAACAAACUCAACAUUCUUCGUUGCCGUCACACUCUGCCUGGUAUGGGGCACGUUCUACUGGUCGUAUCUGCCCGACACACAGCUGACCAGCUGGGCACAACGCGAGGGCUUCUUGGAGCUGCGUCGCCGCGAACAGGCGGGCCUAGAUCUGGUUAGCCCCAACUAUGUGGACCCAGCUAGCAUUGUGCUGCCAUCGGACGAGGAUCUCGGCGAUACGGAAAUCAUAAUUUAAACAAUUAGUGCUCUAACCCUUAGUUUGUUUUGUAAGCGAAUGUUAUGUAAUGGAAAAUGCUGUUGCCCGCAGCUGGAACGCGUCUUCUGUGCGUAAAUAAACGAACAUAUUUCGGCACGAAA
This is a messenger RNA of Drosophila novamexicana, 663 nucleotides long. RefSeq names its product NADH dehydrogenase [ubiquinone] 1 beta subcomplex subunit 11, mitochondrial (gene NP15.6). Lineage: Eukaryota; Metazoa; Arthropoda; Insecta; Diptera; Drosophilidae. The record is from RefSeq and is a predicted model, not a curated record. The transcript has a single exon. Bases 80 to 541 code for a protein of 153 amino acids.